Molecule: messenger RNA, 2281 nt
Organism: Neurospora tetraspora
Lineage: Eukaryota; Fungi; Ascomycota; Sordariomycetes; Sordariales; Sordariaceae
Product: glycosyl hydrolase family 76-domain-containing protein
Exons: 3
Coding region: 501-1916 (471 amino acids)
Biological process (GO): fungal-type cell wall biogenesis; carbohydrate catabolic process
Molecular function (GO): mannan endo-1,6-alpha-mannosidase activity
Source: RefSeq, a predicted model, not a curated record
CCCGUCCCAGUAUGAGCGCCCCCCCUUGGGCCCCUUGACGAUGCACUCCAGAUCCAACACGGGUUUUUCCUUACGUCAGGUCAGCCCGGGGAUGACAUUUGAACCUUCAAGAGGGAGGAGGAGGAAAGGCUGAGGAGGAGAAGGGUUGUUGUUGUUGUUGUUUUCUUCUUCAGCCGUCAAAUCGCCCGUGUCACCAUCGCCGCCAUCGCCGCCGCCGCCACGGACCACGGCCAUCUAAUUACCGAGUGGAGGCCACAACCCAUACAAGGCUACAGGGAACUGGAACUUGUUCCCUGCGAUCCCGACGAACGCCAAUCUGGGACCCCUUUGCCUUUUGUCCCUCGCUCACCAAAUCGGUUUCCCCAUGCAUUUGUUUCUGUAAAUCGACAUCUACGUACUUCUCUACGCAAACAUACAUACAAUAAUAUCGAAUUCGGAGCGUCAUAUUCUUGGUUGUGCAAACGCGUGUAUGGAAUUGGAAUAGAAGCUCGACUCUCGCCAUGCUUUUUACCAACAAGAUCACUGGCGUAGCACCGUUGCUGCUCGCUGCCGCUAGCAGUGUAUACGGAACACUCGAGGUUGACCUGAACAACACUGCAUCCGUAAAAUCCGCCGCACAGACUGUCGCAAAGAACCUGAUAUCAUACUAUAAUGGCAAUACACCUGGAAAAACCAUCGGUAUUCUUCCUGGUCCCCCGCCAGACGGAUCAUACUACUGGUGGGAGGCUGGUGCCAUGUGGGGGACCUUCGUCGACUACUGGCAUUACACUGGCGACAACACAUACAACGCCCUAGCCGCGCAAGCCCUCGUCUUCCAAGCCGAUGCGCCUCAGAACAGCUUCAUGUCGCCCAACUGGACUGCCUCUCUCGGUAACGAUGAUCAGGGUUUCUGGGGAAUGGCUGCCAUGCUCGCCGCCGAAGUCAACUUCCCCUUGGUCCCCGGCGAGGCUGAUUGGCUCGAGAUGGCCCAGGCCGUCUUCAACACGCAAGCUGCCCCCGACCGCCACGACGACGAAUGCGGCGGAGGUUUGCGCUGGCAGAUCUACCCCUCCAAUGCUGGAUAUGAUUAUAAGAAUACUAUCGCCAAUGCCUGUUUCUUCAACGUCGGCGCAAGACUGGCACGAUAUACCAACAACCGUACCUACUCCGACUGGGCCGAGAAGACUUUCAACUGGAUCAGGGACGUCGGUUACAUCGAUAAGAACUGGAACAUCUACGACGGUGGUCAUGUCCCCAAUAACUGCACAGACAUCAACAAGGUCCAAUGGUCAGCUAACGCAGCCAUCAUAAUCCAUGGUGUCGCCAUCAUGUACAACAUGACCGAAGAUGCUGAACAAUGGGGAAAGCCCCUUACCGGACUCGUCAACCGGACCCUCGAGUUCUUCUUCCCCCAGGGUGUGAUGGUUGAACGCGCCUGUGAGCUCACAGACAGGCUUCUUUGCAACAUCGAUCAACAUUCCUUCAAGGGUUACCUCCUCCGCUCCUUGGCCACAGCCGCCCUCAUGGCGCCUGAUCUUGUUCGAGAACCUAUAGUCAAGGCCUUGAAGACCAACAUCGAGGGUGUUAUCGACAGCUGCCUGCCUGACGGCACAUGCGGUUACCGUUGGAACCUCGGAAAGUACGACGGUGACGUGAACAACGGCCCCGCCGGUCAGGAGAUGAGCGCGCUUGCGGCUUUCUCGACGUAUCUGGUCACCUACCAGCAUGAUGUAAUCAAGCCUCUGGUCACCAACAGCACCGGUGGUCAGAGUCGUGGUAACCCCAAUGCGGGAGAGACGCCUGCGACGAUCAUGUCCAUGUCAGAGCUUACAGGGAGAGACAAGGCCGGCGCAGGAGUGCUUACCGCCUUUGUGGUGUGCACUAUCCUGGGAACGUACUUCUUCUUGGCGACCGGGAUAGGUGAGCGCAAGCAGUAAGCAGGAGGCAACUGCUUCGAUGCUCCAGUCAUUGGAUGUGGGUACGGUUUUGCAUAUCUCGUCCUUGGUGAGGACUUGGAUAGUUGAUGCAUGUUUGGACAUAUGAACCCGGAACAUACAAACGUACCAAACGUUUAUCUUUCUCUUUGCAAAAGGUGGCUGAGUGGUCACCGUUGGCGUUGUAUCCGAGGUCAAAUCAGCAGUUUACAUAUACCAUUUGUAGUUAUCAUCAUUGCAGGCGUUUAGGGUAGCGGAUCGGGCUAGGUUUGGCUUAUACAAAAUUCAGUCUUCAUAUAAAUCAUCAUGUCCCAGGGGAAAGUGCAUAGUGAUAGCAAGUGUACUUGUAAUAUGUCUAAAGAACACAG